Molecule: messenger RNA, 1173 nt
Organism: Gilbertella persicaria
Lineage: Eukaryota; Fungi; Mucoromycota; Mucoromycetes; Mucorales; Choanephoraceae
Product: methionine aminopeptidase 1-like protein
Exons: 8
Coding region: 50-1120 (356 amino acids)
Biological process (GO): proteolysis
Molecular function (GO): metalloaminopeptidase activity
Source: RefSeq, a predicted model, not a curated record
AGUCUUUUUUUCUCUGCGUGAAAUUUUUUUUCUUUACUGUUUAGAAAGGAUGGCAUCCACUGACAAAACUUGUAUUUCGGAAGGCUGUGACAAGCCUGCUACUCUUCAAUGUCCCACUUGUAUUAAACUCAAGAUUGGCGGUUCAUUCUUUUGCUCUCAAGAUUGCUUCAAGAAAAACUGGGGUCAACAUAAACUAGUUCAUAAAGCCAAGAUUGAAAGCGAACCUCAUGAUCCUUUUCCUAAUUAUCGUUAUACGGGUGAACUUCGUGCUGUCUAUCCUCUCUCUCCUCGACGUGAAGUCCCUGAGGGUAUUAUGCGCCCCGACUAUGCUGAAACCAGUAUUCCUAUUUCUGAACAAAAUGUUCGCUCUAGUUCAACUAUCAAGAUCUUGAAUGCCGAAGAAAUUGAGGGCAUGCGUAAAGUGUGCAAGAUUUGUCGCGAAGUGCUUGAUGCUGGUGCUGCAGCCAUUCGUCCUGGAAUCACCCCAGAUGAAAUUGAUGAAAUCAUCCACAAGGCUACCAUUGAACGUGGCGCUUAUCCUUCUCCUUUAAAUUAUUACAAAUUCCCCAAGUCCGUUUGCAUAUCUGUUAAUGAAGUUAUUUGUCAUGGUAUUCCUGACAAACGUCCUUUGAAAGAUGGUGAUAUUGUUAAUCUCGAUAUUAGUUGUUAUUACAAUGGUUUCCAUGGUGACAUGAAUGCAACUUACUGUGUUGGCAAUGUGGAUGCCAAGGGUAAACAGUUGAUCAACACUGCUAGAGAAUGUCUAGAGAAAGCUAUUGCUAUGGUUAAACCUGGUGUCAGAUAUCGUGAUUUCGGUAAAGUCAUUGAAGAUCAUGCUAAAAAGAAUGGUUUUUCUGUCAAUCGUACCUUUAGUGGACAUGGUAUCAACCAACUUUUCCAUUGUGCACCAAAUGUGCCUCAUUACAGCAACAAUAAGGCCAUUGGUAUAAUAAAGCCAGGCCAUUGUUUUACUAUUGAACCCAUGAUUUGUGAAGGUGGUUGGAGAGAUGAAAUCUGGCCUGAUAACUGGACUGCUGUUACCUCCGACGGAAAGCGUUCUGCUCAAUUUGAACAUACUUUACUUGUUACUGAAAAUGGCUGCGAAAUCUUGACAAAAUAGACUAUAGACACACUUUGAAUCUUUAAUAAACUCAGUCAAUUUUCAUGUAUUAA